AUGAUUAAAUUUAUUUUCCAGACCCCGAUUCCUCCAGUCGAGGUCUCUGGUGAAGGACCUCCUCCUCCUGAGUCUUCUGAAGGACCUCCUCUUUCUGACCAGCGCAUCGUGGGAGGCUAUGAGGCAGAGCCGUACAAGCGCGGGUACCAGGUUUUGUUUAGAACAAGUGGAAGUUAUUGUGGUGGUGUUGUCUUUAGUGAACUGUUUGUCCUGACAGCUGCCCACUGCAUACCAGGCAAGAAUAGGCGAAUGACUGUAACUGUGGGCAUACACGAUCUAAAGGUGAAGGAGAGCUUUACCCAGGUGAUUCCCGUUGCAAAAGCAUUCCUUCAUCCGGACUAUUACGGUGGACGGGGCAUAACCAAUGACAUUGCUGUCCUGAAACUGGAACAGAAAAUUAAAAUGACUGUUGAAGGACACCCCCUCCCCCCUAUUCCUUCGUCUGACCAAUACAACGGUGUCCUUGCAUCAUUAAAUUAUUUGAAUAUUUUUCAAUUGCUAUUGAGGAACCUCACUUCUCAGCUUUUGUGCCUUAAACAUACAUUAUCAUGUGGAUUUGUUGAUCUUUCCGUUUGCUCCAUGAAUGUCGGAUGCACUGUAGUCAUCGCAAACACUGAACAAGACCAACACUUUGGCAAAAUCCUGAAGCUACAGUUCUGGAAUCAUAUUUCGCAAGUAUUUCCUGAGGCCGACCACCUACUUCAGGGUACGAGGCGCCUAUGCAAAGCGUCAGGGUGGAGGUUGGGCCCUCCACUUACUUUCAGCAGUUGCUGCCUCGGUUGGCCUAAGUGA
Molecule: messenger RNA, 792 nt
Organism: Penaeus vannamei (Pacific white shrimp)
Lineage: Eukaryota; Metazoa; Arthropoda; Malacostraca; Decapoda; Penaeidae
Source: RefSeq, a predicted model, not a curated record